AUGGGAAUUCCACGUCUGACACAAGACCUCGCUCCAUACACAGAAACUGCGAUUCUCGGCCAGGCUAAUCACGAAUCGGAGGACGCCAUAGUGAUCGACAGCAUUGUAGUCGAUGGUCCGAGCCUGGCAUACCACGUUUAUAAUGCCCUCAUAAGGCAUCGGAUCCUCGAGGCAGGAACAGGUGCUGCGCGUAUACCAACGUACCAUGAAAUUGGCACCGCUGCCGAGUUCCUGCUCGCGGAGCUUACCAGCCAUGGUGUCAAUAUAGAGGCAAUCUACUUCGACGGAGCAUUGCCCGUCGGCAAGGAGGAAACGCGGUUGCAACGUCUGGAAAGAACCAGAAAGCAACUCGAAGAAUACCGAAGCCUUCACAGCACGCGACCUCCCCAGCCAGCCUCGCCACAGCUCGACAUUGACUUCCACAGAGCGUUGUGGCUGCAGAAAGCGGUAUCUGCACGACGGUCGCUACCUGCCGCGCCUCCUUUCAUGGUGCCGGCUGUCAUCGAGACGUUGUCGAAGUCACGAUGGGGUACACAGGUGCAAGUUGUUCCAGAGGAGGCUGACGUUGCAUGUGCUCGAGUAGCCCGUCUUUCUGGCUCCGCCAUACUCUCAAAUGAUUCCGACAUGUGCAUUUACGAGCUUGGCGAGCACGGCUGUGUAGUGCUCCUUCAGUCACUGGAGAAGAAACGCUAUAAGGAGCAAUCUGCAGGUUCUCAGAUCGUUGGAUCUUGCAUUCGCCCCAGGACCAUUGCAGCACGGCUCAAGAUCUCCUCCUUGCUGCCCCUAGCUUUCGAGCGAGCCUUGGAUGUCAGUGCCUCCGUGGGUGAGCUUGUCGAGCGGGCACGAUCUUCAUAUACGGGCUCCAGCCAGGGCGCCUACGAGGCAUUCGCCGACGAGUAUCGCAUCAGUGAGGCCUUGCAACCCAGCCUGAACCUGCAAGGCUUGGAUCCACGAACCGCCGAGUUUGUGGUGCGUUCGCUGCGGUCUGGAAAAGAUACGCUGCAGAUUUAUCUGCCAAUGCUUUAUGAAGAUAUCACGCGUGAUGCCGCCUGGUCGUAUGGGCAACAGAUUCGACAGCUCGCAUGUUCUAUAUGGCUUGCUGUCUCAGCCUCACCUUCCGGCUCGAAAGUCGUUAUGGAGUAUGCUCGAAAGGGCGGCCGGAUCGGUGCGAGCGCUAUUGCUAUGCAGCAGGGCCGCGACCUCUCACGUCUGUUGUCUGAGGUAACGUCCCAGAUGCGGCUCAAAUCAGCUGCUGCUAACGAGCAUGCUCCCAUGGUUCUCUGCUGGUGGACGUUGGCUGUUCACCUCGUUGUUCAGCAGAAACUCAAUGCCAGCAAGGCCAUCAGCCGAGUUGAUCUCAGCAGCUUCUUCGGCCUCAAAGGCAACGCACUGGGGCAAUCAUGGAAUGAUGUGCAUCUCCAUGCGAGCGCUCAAGCUAUUCUCUAUUCUACACGAAUUCUCGAACAGCUCCUUCUAUUCCACAAAAGAAGUCGUGAUGCCGAUAACGAGCCACUCGACGGACUAGAUCAGUUGGUGGGUUUACUCGGCACGAUGCCCCCAAUCUCAGAGUUAUUCGUUGGCAUAGAUGAGCUUCGGGCUCUAGUAUCGACGCAAAGAAACUACGCUGAAGGUCUCGUCGCUCCACUGUUUGCCAUGUUGCGAGAGCACGAGGCGAAGGAAGCUAUACAGUCGAAGCAACAUACCAGGUCCGUCGACGACCAAGAGCAGGAUGUAUCAGCAGAUGGUUUCCGUCAGCCACGGAAGAGAAUCAAGAGGGGAUUGGACGCGGAACAGAAAACGGCGUUUCAGCACAACAUGUUUCACCUUCUAGCCGAGGAUGGCUCGGGUGAGGAUUAA
Molecule: messenger RNA, 1857 nt
Organism: Cyphellophora europaea CBS 101466
Lineage: Eukaryota; Fungi; Ascomycota; Eurotiomycetes; Chaetothyriales; Cyphellophoraceae
Exons: 1
Coding region: 1-1857 (618 amino acids)
Source: RefSeq, a predicted model, not a curated record